This is a messenger RNA of Trachymyrmex septentrionalis, 429 nucleotides long. RefSeq names its product zinc finger protein 449-like. The transcript has 2 exons. The coding region runs from base 1 to 429 and encodes 142 amino acids. Gene Ontology annotation, biological process: regulation of transcription by RNA polymerase II. Gene Ontology annotation, molecular function: RNA polymerase II cis-regulatory region sequence-specific DNA binding; DNA-binding transcription factor activity, RNA polymerase II-specific. NCBI's taxonomy places the organism in Eukaryota, Metazoa, Arthropoda, Insecta, Hymenoptera, Formicidae. The record is from RefSeq and is a predicted model, not a curated record.
AUGGAAGAAGCAGUGCAAAUGGUGCAUCGACAGGAUGUUGUCGCUAAAGAGAUGAAAAAAAUGCGCCCAAAGAAACACAACUGUCCACAUUGCAGUAUGGCAUUCAGUAACGGCGGCCAGCUUACCGGACAUAUUCGUAUACACACUGGUGAAAGACCGUUCAAGUGUGACGUCGAAUCCUGCGGGAAACGGUUCACCAGAAAUGAGGAAUUGACGCGACACAAACGUAUUCACACUGGCGUUCGGCCUUACUCUUGUGUCUUUUGCAAAAAACGAUUUGGACGCAAGGAUCAUCUCAAGAAGCACAUGAGAACUCAUGAGGUACGCGACUCGUAUCGCGUUUCGACAGCGGCAUUAGGCAUGAUCGCUUCUCUAAGUUAUCCAUUUCAACAAUCUACCGAACUUUCGCCAUACCUUUAUCAAAUCUGA